CCCGCCGCCCGCGCCCGCCGAGAGCGCGCCCUGCAGCAGGCCCGGGGCGCCGGCGGGCGGCAGCGGCGGCAGCAACAGCAACAGCAGCAGCAGCAGCAGCAGCAGCAGCAGCAGCAGCAGCAGCAGCAGCAGCAGCAGCAGCAACAACAGCAACAAAGGCGGCCCCGACGGCGGCGCGGCUUCCGCGGCAUCCUCGGCGCCUGGCGCGGGCUCGGCCGACUCGGAGAUGGAGGAUGUAUUUGAUGAUGCAUCUCCUGGAAAGCAAAAAGAGAUCCAAGAACCAGAUCCAACCUAUGAAGAAAAAAUGCAAACUGACCGAGCAAAUAGAUUUGAGUAUUUAUUAAAGCAGACAGAACUGUUUGCACAUUUUAUUCAGCCCGCUGCUCAGAAGACUCCAACCUCACCUUUGAAGAUGAAACCUGGACGUCCACGAAUCAAAAAGGAUGAGAAGCAGAACUUGUUAUCAGUGGGCGACUACCGACACCGUAGAACAGAGCAAGAGGAAGAUGAAGAACUAUUGACAGAAAGCUCCAAAGCUACCAAUGUUUGCACUCGGUUUGAGGAUUCCCCAUCGUAUGUAAAAUGGGGCAAAUUGAGAGAUUACCAGGUCCGGGGAUUAAAUUGGCUCAUUUCUUUAUAUGAGAAUGGCAUCAAUGGUAUCCUUGCAGAUGAAAUGGGCCUGGGAAAGACUCUGCAAACCAUCUCUCUUCUUGGGUACAUGAAACACUAUAGAAACAUUCCUGGGCCUCACAUGGUUUUGGUGCCCAAGUCUACGUUGCACAACUGGAUGAGUGAGUUCAAGCGAUGGGUGCCGACGCUGAGAUCCGUGUGCUUGAUCGGGGACAAGGAGCAGCGAGCUGCUUUUGUCAGAGAUGUUUUAUUACCAGGAGAAUGGGAUGUGUGUGUGACAUCGUACGAGAUGCUUAUUAAGGAGAAGUCCGUAUUUAAAAAAUUCAAUUGGAGGUACUUGGUCAUAGAUGAGGCUCACAGGAUCAAAAAUGAGAAAUCUAAGUUGUCAGAAAUAGUGCGGGAAUUCAAGACUACCAACCGAUUGUUAUUAACUGGAACACCUCUACAGAACAACCUGCACGAGCUCUGGUCUCUUCUGAAUUUUUUGUUGCCGGAUGUCUUUAAUUCAGCUGAUGACUUUGAUUCCUGGUUUGAUACAAAUAAUUGUCUUGGUGAUCAAAAGCUAGUUGAGAGACUGCAUAUGGUUUUGCGUCCAUUCCUCCUUCGUCGGAUUAAGGCUGAUGUUGAAAAGAGUUUGCCUCCAAAGAAGGAAGUAAAAAUCUAUGUGGGUCUCAGUAAAAUGCAAAGAGAAUGGUAUACUCGGAUACUAAUGAAGGACAUAGACAUACUGAACUCUGCAGGAAAGAUGGACAAGAUGCGGCUGCUGAACAUUCUUAUGCAGCUGCGCAAGUGCUGUAACCACCCGUACCUCUUUGAUGGUGCCGAGCCUGGCCCCCCGUACACCACAGAUAUGCAUCUUGUCACCAACAGUGGGAAGAUGGUGGUGCUAGAUAAGCUGCUCCCCAAAUUGAAAGAACAAGGUUCCCGAGUCCUAAUCUUCAGUCAGAUGACGAGAGUGUUGGACAUUCUGGAAGAUUACUGCAUGUGGAGAAACUAUGAGUACUGCCGACUGGACGGGCAGACGCCCCAUGAUGAGAGACAAGACUCAAUCAAUGCCUACAAUGAACCCAACAGCUCCAAGUUUGUUUUCAUGUUAAGCACACGGGCUGGUGGUCUUGGCAUCAAUCUUGCUACCGCAGAUGUGGUUAUUUUAUAUGAUUCAGACUGGAAUCCCCAGGUUGAUCUGCAGGCUAUGGACCGGGCGCAUAGAAUUGGACAAACCAAGACAGUCCGAGUGUUCCGCUUUAUAACUGAUAACACCGUGGAAGAGAGAAUAGUGGAACGGGCUGAGAUGAAACUUCGCCUGGAUUCAAUAGUUAUUCAACAAGGGAGACUUGUUGAUCAGAAUCUGAACAAAAUUGGGAAAGAUGAAAUGCUUCAAAUGAUUCGACAUGGGGCAACUCAUGUGUUUGCCUCAAAGGAAAGUGAGAUUACAGAUGAAGAUAUCGAUGGUAUUUUGGAAAGAGGUGCAAAGAAGACGGCGGAGAUGAACGAGAAGCUCUCCAAGAUGGGCGAGAGCUCUCUGCGGAACUUCACGGUGGACACAGAGUCGAGUGUCUACAAUUUCGAGGGUGAAGACUACAGAGAGAAGCAGAAGAUCGCCUUCACAGAGUGGAUCGAGCCACCCAAACGGGAGAGAAAAGCGAACUAUGCCGUGGACGCUUAUUUCAGGGAAGCUCUUCGCGUCAGUGAACCCAAAGCACCCAAGGCUCCUCGACCUCCCAAACAACCCAAUGUUCAGGAUUUCCAGUUCUUUCCUCCACGUUUAUUUGAAUUACUAGAGAAAGAAAUUCUAUAUUACAGAAAAACUAUUGGAUAUAAGGUGCCUCGUAAUCCUGACCUCCCGAAUGCAGCUCAGGCACAAAAAGAAGAGCAGCUAAAAAUCGAUGAGGCUGAACCCCUGAAUGAUGAAGAGCUGGAGGAAAAAGAGAAAUUGCUGACACAGGGAUUUACCAACUGGAAUAAGAGAGAUUUUAACCAGUUUAUCAAAGCAAAUGAGAAGUGGGGUCGUGAUGAUAUUGAAAAUAUAGCAAGAGAAGUAGAAGGAAAAACCCCAGAAGAAGUCAUUGAGUAUUCAGCUGUAUUCUGGGAGCGAUGCAAUGAGCUUCAGGAUAUUGAAAAAAUCAUGGCACAGAUCGAGAGGGGCGAAGCAAGAAUUCAAAGAAGAAUCAGCAUCAAAAAAGCACUUGACACUAAGAUUGGACGAUACAAAGCUCCCUUCCACCAGCUGAGAAUCUCGUAUGGCACUAACAAGGGAAAGAACUACACUGAGGAAGAGGACCGCUUCCUGAUUUGUAUGCUGCACAAGCUCGGCUUCGAUAAGGAGAAUGUGUAUGAUGAGUUGCGCCAGUGCAUCCGGAACUCACCUCAGUUCCGCUUUGACUGGUUUCUCAAGUCCAGGACCGCCAUGGAGCUUCAGCGAAGGUGUAACACCUUAAUUACCUUGAUCGAAAGAGAAAACAUGGAAUUAGAAGAGAAAGAGAAGGCUGAGAAAAAGAAGAGAGGACCAAAGCCUUCUACACAGAAACGAAAAAUGGAUGGAACAGCAGAUGGUCGAGGAAGGAAAAAGAAGCUGAAACUAUGAGUGCAUUUCAGUGUCGUGAUCACUAACUUCCCACCAGUAGUUCUUUAAUUUACGGGUCUUCAUAAGAUGUACUGUACAAUGCUCUAUUGUCGUCACUCAGAGACAUAAGGUCCAUCUGUUGACUGAGCUAGAUACAUAGUCUGUAGUUUUCACUUUUAUAAACGCAACAGCUAUGCUGAACAUUUUUUUUUAUCAUUAACACUUGAAGUAAUAAAAUAGGCAUCAUUUAUUAAUGAAUGUUUCAUUUGAUUUAUUUUUCUAUUUUAGUUUCAUGUGUGAAGAUAGUGACUGUUUUGUCGACUAUGAUUUCCACACUCAUAAGACUUUUGAAAAAAAAAAAAGUAAACAAAAAAUUUGCAAAUUACAUUUAUCUUUUCCUAUUUAGUUGUGUAAUUGUUUCAAUUCACUUUGCCUUUGCAGAAAUUUGGGUAUCUUUGUAGUGCUGUUGAGUCUUAUCUGGGAAAAUUAUGUCAACUGCGUUCUCCUUACUACUUGCUGAGUGUGGGGAAGGCAAGACAGUUUCUCUUCAGUUCUAUCCAUGUUCUGUUACUCUGUUUUUUACCGUUUGAAGAGGACUGUGCCCUGUUCUGUUGGAAGAAUUGCCUUUUAGUUGUAUAGCCAAAGACAUUGCAUAUUUUCUGGUUUCUUACAGCAUUGUACCAUUUUGUAAAAGGAGUAUUAUUAUUUUUCAGUGUUUGGUAACUAUUUUGGCAAAUUAACUUCUGAAGCAGCUGCGCCGUAAGAUAAUGUUCAGAGCUAAGGUGGUUCCUGUUUUAUUUUUUAAAAAAAGACCCCGGCAAAAUAAAUACAGUGUGAAUUUUGACUGUUUGAAAUUCCUAAGUGUUUCUUCUUUCACUAGCUUUUUUGAGUUAGAGUAAUUAAAGAUUUUAUUUUAAGAUAAUUUCUAAGUUUGAGCAAGACUCUUAAUUCCAGAUAUUGUUUCUUAUGGAUGGACAAACUUGAUAAAACUAGAGACCCCGAAGCAGAAAUACCCAAAUGGUAGUGCCAGAAUUUUAGCUGUACCAGAGGCCUUUAUGUGCAACACAUAAUUUGUAUAAAGUUUUAUAUGUGCAAAUUGGGUACAUAAAUAGUUCUCCAUUUUUCUAAGGGAAUGCAAUAAAUGUAGCAUCGUGAAUAAAUAUAACUUUUAUAAUCCUUAA
Molecule: messenger RNA, 4374 nt
Organism: Suncus etruscus (white-toothed pygmy shrew)
Lineage: Eukaryota; Metazoa; Chordata; Mammalia; Eulipotyphla; Soricidae
Gene: SMARCA5
Product: SWI/SNF related, matrix associated, actin dependent regulator of chromatin, subfamily a, member 5
Exons: 24
Coding region: 227-3214 (995 amino acids)
Biological process (GO): nucleosome organization; regulation of transcription by RNA polymerase II
Cellular component (GO): chromatin; nucleus
Molecular function (GO): ATP hydrolysis activity; histone binding; DNA binding
Source: RefSeq, a predicted model, not a curated record